Molecule: messenger RNA, 2963 nt
Organism: Sphaerodactylus townsendi
Lineage: Eukaryota; Metazoa; Chordata; Lepidosauria; Squamata; Sphaerodactylidae
Exons: 3
Coding region: 1-837 (278 amino acids)
Source: RefSeq, a predicted model, not a curated record
AUGCUCAGAAGGGGGGAGACCCAGAACCCCGACUCGGGGUUGAGGACACGUGUGAACGCCUCCCCCAGGGACAGGGUGCCAAGUGCAGCCCCCACCCCCCUCGGGCGCUUGCUCCCCGGAAGGCCUCUGCGGGUCCCGCUUUUUUCCCCGACAGGAAAUCCUGGCUGGGCUGGGCGCCUGAGGAGCGGAGGGAGCCGCGGUCUAGCGCCGGGUUCCGGGGGAAGUGGAAUUAUUUUUUACCAGCGAAGAAGAGAUCGACUUCCACAUCCGGUAACGAGGGCCCUAUACAAAAAGGCGCAGACUGACCUGGAAAAGCUUGGCCGGACCGGCCAUUGGGGGGAGGGUGGCCGGGGAAGGGGCCCGGCCGAGGCGAGUAGGGGACGCUUACCGUGCCGGCCCGCGCCUGGCUGCCGCCGCCGCUCGCGAGACCGCCGAGCCGGGGCGCCCGAGGCCUCCGCCGCUUCUCAUAGGCGCCCAAAAGCCCCGCAAAAAAGUCCCCCGCGCGCGCCCGGCGGAAGAACACGGCGGCCGCUCGCGGUAGUGAAGCGGCCUCUGAGGGAAGGAAGGAAGGAAGGAGAGGCCGAGGGGAGGGGCGGCGGCCUGAGAGGAUCCGCGCGGCGGUUCGGGCCUUCGACGGCCGCUCCUCUCACCGGAGGAGGGCUCGACCCGCGCUUCCCUCCCGCUCUGUUGUCGGGGAGCGGGAUUAUUUUACGGCCUGAACGGGCCUCGGCGAAAGGCACACAUGUGCAACAUCGGAUCAAACAACUAUUGCUGCUGCUGAGGAUUCAGCUACCAGCUUUGCUAAACGUGACCCUGAACUUAAGAUGGUCUUUUUGAAUCUACAAAGGAGAAAGUAUUGUCAAUGCACCAGGAGCAUGAACUUGAAAAUGAAUUGGGUGUGUUAAUGAUGGCAUAACUGAGCAGAUGGAAUUAGAAGAAUGGGACCUGAAUGGCUCAUUUGAUGACUAUUUCAUACGGCUGUAAUUGCUGCACCUACGUAGCAGAAUUUAAGAUUAAAAAGCCACCACAAAAUCUAACUGACCAUAUGGCACGAGAAUUCAGAUUAUGGUGACCAGGUUAAUUACAGUCUCGUGUGAAGUUCUGGAUUGUGCAAGAACUUCUAACAUUUGGUGCAACCCUAACAUUACUAACAUUCCUUAAAAGACACUAUAGUUCAUGCUUCUCAGGACUGAAGAAGCAGGAACUGGUGACGCUCAAAGAAGGAUUGAUUAGUGGAUAUAGUGUGCAUUGUUCAGAUUGUUGUGAAAGCUCAUGUUUGUUUACAACACGGGGGAAAGAAGGCCAUUCAGAACAGGUAUAUUAUGGUUUAUGGUCUAUUAGAUUUGUAUACCGCCCUCCACCGGAGGGCUCAGGGCGGUGGACAACAGCUGCAAAAAUGACAAUAUCAAUAACAUAAUAUCAAUGGACAUAAAUAAUUAACAUAACAUUGUAACAUCAUCCUAACUACAAUGAAUAUAACAUUCUACAGUUAGGAUUAUAACAACCAACAUCAUUAUAAUAUCACUUAGAAUUAUAAUAACAAACACCAACAUUAUAACAUAUAACAGUAUCAAUAACAUCUUAAAUUGCAUAAAGCAAUAAUACUCAAUAACAAGCAUAAUUAACAGCAUCAUAACAAUAAUAGGGUAGCUGGUGACUUUUUCCAAUUACAGCCACACUCUGAUGAGGUGAAUAAAGGAAGCCCCUAAUUUCAGUCUGCAGGACCUGAGCAAGGGCAUUUUGGUGGUGACUAAUUCAUAAGAUCAUCAUAAAUUGGAGGCGACUUAUGACACACAAUAUAGUAAUAAACAAAAUCUGGUUUACUCAUAGAUAUCAGUACUUGUUUACUGAUCUUUAUCAUAAGUAUGAGCAGAUCGUACAUGAAUAUUGAUAAAGAAGUUAGGGGCAGGUAUGAUGAACAGGGGUGGGGAUUCCAUGCUGUCUACCGACUGAUGAUUCCAAAUCUCUUCAGAACUUAAUUGAUUGGCUACAUAUUCAUGUUGAACAUGAAAGGGAACGAAGUAAAAAUCUGAUCUCUUGGGAAAACCCCAAGGGGUGAAAAGGAUCCCAUGUAAUAUUUCUCCACUAUGAGACAUCUUUGUCAAGUAGGAUGUCCACUAUGAGACAUCCCCCUAUGAAAUUGACAAAGUGAGGGUUUGCAGAUACCUGCCAAAUCUUGCUGAUGUGGCCAUUACCUGGUUAGUAUUGUAUUUUUAUUGAUGUUUCAGCAAAGAGAAGGCUAGUGUUUAUAUGACUGGGAAUCGACAGCUAAUUAGCACUAGGACAAAAUGUAUGUUCUCAGAUUGCUGAAAGCUUUGUUCUCAGAUUGCUGACACUCCCUCUAACCUGGCCAAAUGCAGCUACUACAAUGCAGAGCUUGCACUUGACAGUAGAAUGGUUGAUUCAGGAGCUGGAUUUGUUAAACCUGAUUAACUCAAAUGAUAAAAAGUUAAUCACGUUAAAACCUAUGGGCACACAGCUGAUGGUCAAUUCUUCCUUUUUGUGUAAAUUGAGAACAUUUGCACAGCUCUUAUUUUUAUUGGAGGAGUAAAUAAGUAUUUUGGCAUCCUUCUACUUAAGUUCUGUUUAUAGUAAUUUUUAUCUCACUUUAACUAAAACGGUUAACAGCGUUUAAAAUCCAAAUACCAAUUAAAAUAUAUAAAAAGCAGGGAGAGGUUAUUGCCAAGUCUAGGCCCAGGAACAACAGAAGAAUGGCUCAGUGCUGCUCCUUUCUCUCUGAUGACUGACUGUCCCCUCCCUUGAUUUUUCAACCCAAAAUACUUCAUAGGAUGGACAGAUGAAUGUGAAUCCUUCUGAGCCUAUUCCCUUGGUCCCUCAGUUGUUUUGUGGUUCCCUAAAAUGAACCAGAUAUUACACUGUACAUUCUUGCUACUCAAGCACACUCAUACCUCUAUUCACUGUAUUUAUUAUUACUAAUUUUUAAAUAAAGAGAAGUAAUUUUA